AUGGCGAACAAUGGCACGGUGAACAACGGCUUCGGCCACCGCUCUCUCCACCAAUGGGAGGGGAGGCUCCUUCACGCGGCGGGCUACCCCGCGCCGCCCGACUUGCGCGCGCCCGGAGGCUGGAGACUGAGCGCGGGCGGUGUCCCGAUCCCACCGCGGCCGAUCGGUCACGCCGCCCUGGAGGCAGAGAUCGACGCGGUGCUCGUCACUCUCAGUGACGGGCAGCGCGCGGAGGAGCGCUUCUUCCCGGAUAACUACGACGUGUGGACGGAGUUCUUCCGGCGAAGUUAUUUGUUAAACCUUUUCAUCCAUCCUCACCUCGCCGCUGGAAAAAUGGGUCGCACCACCCCAAAUCCGCCACCAAUCUCCAGCGCGCUCUGCGUCUCCUCCGACGUCAUUAACCCCGGAAGCUCUACCUCCUCGCCGCCGCCGGCCGCUCCCUCCCUCCCGCCCGCCCGCCUCCCCGCGCGCGGUCAAAUGGCCCCCGCCGCCGCCAUGCUGAGACGGGCCCACUUCUCCAGCUUCCACCCGUCCACCGGCCGGCGGCCCCGGGGGAGCGCGGAUCGCGUCGCGCUGGCUCUCCCGGCGCGCUCGCCGCCGCGCGUUUCAUGGCAGCAGGGAUCCGGGGUGGCUACCAGGGGACGUGUCUGGGCGAACGUGAGCAGUCCGUUCCAGCCAGAUGGCGCUGGGGAGGAUGACGCCGUGUCACCUUCUCCUCAGGCUGUGGAGGAGAGCACAGCUGAUUUUCUCAAGGUUCUCAAGAGAGCCAACUCCGUUAUUCCCCAUGUAGUGCUGGGGAGCACCAUCCUUGCCCUGGUCUACCCACCUUCCUUUACAUGGUUCACAACCAGGUACUAUGCACCGGCGUUGGGGUUCUUGAUGUUUGCUGUGGGUGUAAAUUCAAGUGUUGAGGACUUCAUUGAAGCGAUUAAAAGGCCAGAUGCUAUCGCUGCUGGCUAUAUUGGACAGUUUAUUGCCAAGCCUUUAUUUGGAUUCCUCUUUGGCACUCUUGCGGUUGCAACUUUCAAUCUGCCUACUGCUGUAGGUGCUGGUGUCAUGUUGGUUUCAUGUGUGAGUGGAGCACAGCUGUCCAACUAUGCAACGUUCCUGACAGACCCACAUAUGGCUCCCCUCAGCAUCGUUAUGACAUCGUUGUCUACAGCUACUGCGGUUUUUGUUACCCCAACUUUAUCCUACUUGCUCAUCGGCAAGAAAUUACCCGUGGACGUCAUAGGAAUGAUGUCCAGCAUUGUGCAGAUAGUGGUUGCUCCAAUUGCAGCUGGAUUACUUCUGAAUAGAUUUCUUCCGAGACUCUGUUCGGCUAUUCAGCCAUUUCUCCCUCCACUAUCGGUGUUUGUGACUGCUUUAUGUGUUGGCUCACCAUUGGCUAUAAAUAUUAAGGCUGUUUUGUCACCAUAUGGACUAUCCAUUGUGCUUCUCCUUUUGGCGUUCCAUACAACAUCUUUUGUAGCUGGAUAUCAUCUUGCUGGUACUUGGUUCCGUAAGUCAGAUGAUGUGAAGGCCCUACAAAGAACGAUUUCUUUUGAGACAGGGAUGCAAAGUAGCCUUCUUGCUCUUGCUUUAGCAAACAGGUUCUUCCCAGACCCUCUAGUGGGAGUGCCUCCAGCAGUAUCAGUUGUGCUGAUGUCCCUUAUGGGGUUUGGUCUUGUCAUGGUAUGGGUGACGGCGAUGGCGCUGGUCUGGGAUUACGGGGAGCGGACGGGGUUGAAGGGAUGGAAAGGCCUCUCCUGGGGGAUGGUUCCACUUCUCGGUGGAGCGAUGUGCGCGUGCACGUGGCAUUUCUUCUACAAUUCAGAGUCUCUUGAGGUACUUGUAGCGAUUCAAGGAGCUCUAACAGUGAUUGGUAACAUAACGAUGUGCAUAGCUGCCUACCGUAUCUUCAAAGGAUCCCAAGAAGGCACUAACAGUAACAGUCCAUAACCUGUAUAUAUGCAUACUCUUUCUCAACUUGUUGUGACAGCGUUGCAAAUGAGUUGCCUAUAUUUGAAACA
This is a messenger RNA of Lolium rigidum, 2012 nucleotides long. RefSeq names its product probable sodium/metabolite cotransporter BASS5, chloroplastic. NCBI's taxonomy places the organism in Eukaryota, Viridiplantae, Streptophyta, Magnoliopsida, Poales, Poaceae. The record is from RefSeq and is a predicted model, not a curated record. The coding region runs from base 1 to 1941 and encodes 646 amino acids. Gene Ontology annotation, cellular component: membrane. The transcript is spliced from 13 exons.